AUGGCUGUUCCCAGUGUGAGCCCUUCGAUGGCCAUGCGAAUGCCAUCCGCACCAGGUGGCACAGGCCUGUCCGGGACUGUGAAGUCCUGGAAUGGCGCCAAGGGCUUCGGCUUCAUUCAGAGCAGCGCGCUGGCAGCGGACGUCAUGUUCUCGAGGAUGGAGCUGCCAAGUGACGCGCAAGAAGUUCAGGGCAAGUUUCUCACCGGUAGAGCCGUCUACUUCGAGGCGCAGGAAGCCCCGGACGGUCGGUUCAAAGCGACUGCCGUCGCGAUCCCUUACGUGGAAGGCUCGCCAGUACCGGGCAUGAUCAAGUCUUACAGCGAAAGACACGGCUGGGGUUUCAUCACAUCCAGUUCGCUGACGGACGAUGUUCGCUUUGACAAAAAUGCCCUGGCAGCACUCGAUAGUCUACAACCUGACGUUCAGCUUGCCGGUGUCAAGGUCGUCGUGGAGUUUGUUAGCAGACCCGACGGCAAGCUGAACGCAACGCGUGUUCUGUUCCAGAGUGGUAAGAUCGCUGAGAGGCUUGGGGCCAAGAGCCCUGGCUUCACAGCAGCGCCGGUCAAGCCCUCCCCAAUGGGACCUGCUGGCAUGGUAGCGGCAAUGCCCGGCAUACCUGGCAUGGUUGCGGCUGUACAGCCUCCAGCACAGCCUGCUGUGGCCACUUCGACGACGCUGAAUUCCAUGAUUGGUGUAGUGAAGCAGUACAGCGACAAGAACGGCUACGGCUUCUUGAACGCAUCCGGAUACCCGCAGGACAUCAAGUUCGGCCGGAAUGAGCUGAACGGCAUGAGCCACCCUGGGCCGGGCUCGAUCGUGAGCUUCACCCCGGUGCAAGCGCGAGAUGGGCGGCUGCAGGCCUUGAACGUGACGCCGAUUGCAUCUGUCGACCAACAGCCGACAGCGAGCCUUUCAGCGCGAGUACAGGCGACACAAGUUCGCCCCAAAGCAGCACCGCCUGCAGCAGAGAUGUGGCCAAUGGCGGGCAACACGCAUGCAGGCCUCGGCCCUCCGGCAGCCAAGAGGCCUAGAGUGGCGGAGAUGCCGACGGGGCAGUAUGCAGCCGGCACCAUCAAGACUUACAAUGGUCUGAAAGGUUUUGGCUUCAUCACCUCUGCAGGUGUUGGCGAAGACAUCUUCUUCAUGCGCACCUGGCUCCCUGAAGAGUGUCGAGAGAUGCAGGGACAGGAGCUCCAGGGAAGAAAUGUACUCUUCGAGCUCGUCAACACCGUUGAUGGGAAGCUGCGUGCGCAAAGCAUCUCCAUGCAGUAG
Messenger RNA from Symbiodinium natans, 1272 nucleotides. Lineage: Eukaryota; Dinophyceae; Suessiales; Symbiodiniaceae. The record is from the annotation of a GenBank genome assembly.